GCCGGAGCCGCUCUCCCAGCAGUUUCGCUGCACAGGGCAGGCAGCCUACUGUGUGGCUGCGCGAGAGCGGACAGUAUGUGGUGGUGGUGGUGGUGGUAAUGGCUGCCAGAGAAAGUGAGACUGACAACAAAUGAAUCCUUGAACGAAGACCGAAAGUGAGGAAGAGGAUGGUAAGCAGCCAGCCGAAGUACGAGCUGAUUCAGGAGGUGGGGCGCGGCAGCUACGGCGUGGUGUACGAGGCGGCGGUGAGGAGCACGGGGGCCCGCGUGGCCGUCAAGAAGAUCCGCUGCCACUCGCCGGAGAACGUGGAGCUGGCCCUGCGCGAGUUCUGGGCGCUGAGCAGCAUCCAGAGCCAGCACCCCAACGUCAUCCACCUGGAGGAGUGCGUGCUGCAGCGGGACCGGCUGGCCCAGAGGAUGAGCCAUGGCUCCAGCUCCCCGCUCUACCUGGAGCUGGUGGAGACCUCCCUCAAGGGGGAGAUCAUGUUUGACCCGUGCUGCGCCUACUACCUGUGGUUCGUCAUGGACUUCUGCGACGGCGGCGACAUGAACUCCUACCUGCUGUCCCGCAAGCCCAGCCGCAAGACCAACACCAGCUUCAUGCUGCAGCUGGGCAGCGCGCUGGCCUUCCUGCACCGCAACCAGAUCAUCCACCGGGACCUCAAGCCCGACAACAUCCUCAUCUCGCAGGGCCGCACGGCCGCCGGCUGCCCCGAGCCCACCCUGAAGGUGGCGGACUUCGGCCUGAGCAAGGUGUGCUCCUCCUCCGGGGUGAACCCCGAGGAGCCGGCCAGCGUCAACAAGUCGUUCCUGUCGACGGCGUGCGGCACGGACUUCUACAUGGCGCCCGAGGUGUGGGAGGGCCACUACACGGCCAAGGCGGACAUCUUUGCGCUGGGCGUGAUCAUCUGGGCCAUGGUGGAGCGCAUCACCUUCGUGGACGUGGAGACCCAGAAGGAGCUGCUGGGCAGCUACGUGCAGCAGGGCACCGAGAUCGUGCCGCUGGGCGAGGCGCUGCUGGAGAAUCCCAAGAUGGAGCUGCUGAUCCCGGCCCGGAAGAAGAGCAUGAACAGCCACAUGAAGCAGCUGAUCCGGGACAUGCUGUCGGCCAACCCCCAGGAGCGGCCCGACGCCAUGGAGCUGGAGCUGCGCCUGGUGCGCAUCGCCUGCCGGGAGCUGGACUGGGACACGUGACCCGGGCGGACAGGACCAGGACCAGGACCCGGACCCGGACACGGCUCGAGGCGAAGCACACUCACCACGUCUUGGGGACAUCCCUUCAGCAAUCGAGUUUUAUUGUAAUCUAUUCUAAUUGGAAGGUUUAUCUCUAAGCUAACGUAACGAAUGAUGACGGGAACUAUCCGACAGCACUGCUAAGUGAUUCCUUCCUGGUUCGUCCUAACAGGGCAAUCAGUUGACGAGGAAAGGGGACACAUACCCAUGCACACACACACACCCCUAACUAAAUACCCACCAGGACAGUGUGCCUGCACUGCUUUAUAACAGAUCCUAUCCACAUCAACAACCCUUACCUAAACCUAGCUAUCUCUAUACCAGCAAUAACCUUUUCAAACAGACAACUUCUGUUUCUUUCAAAUCCUACACAUCGUGCUAAAUUGUGAUAUGUAAUGCAAAAUGAGGCCGUACCCUGUGAACUUCAAUGGAAACACACACGCUUCCAUGCAUCAAUAUUUGGUGUGCUCAAUGGAAUCUGUAUCUUUGGUGGAACCAGUUCUGUCUCCCUGCACCCUUGUUGGCAAGGGAUUUCAACGUGGCAUAUUACCACCAGCAUCUGACUACUCCUUUAUAUUUCUACACAAAUUAUAGGCUGUGUACAAUAUGCCGCACCAAUUAGUCACACUACACUCGUGAACUCCGUGAACGAAAUGCUCAGGUUAACAAUUUGCAGGAUUUGUGUAGACAAACAUUUUUGAUUACACCUAUGGGUAAACUUUGGUGCUUUCAGACACGCUCUUCUUUCCCCCUGUGAUGGCAGUUGGUCUGAUGUUGGCUGCUGUUAUUAGUGGGGCUGGGUGUUGGGUGGGGCCCUGUUAUCAAGCAGCGCUCAGCCGGUAGGUUGCUAGUUCACUUCCUUCUACCAACAACCAUAUCCCACCAGAUUCGUAUCACGGAAAGACGGUAGAAGAUUAGGUAUUUUGGUAACUUGGGACACUAUGAGGAGGAAACGACAUGUGCAAGUUCAACAGAACCUGUUAUGACCGGCCUGACAUCCAGAUCAAUGAAAGUCUGUAAAUAUAAAAAAGAUGAACAGGUUUCGAUGUCCAUGUACUUAACUGACGACUGUGCUUGAUUUGUGUCAUCCUACGAGAUGUGACUUUGAGAUUUGGAAGGGAAGUUGAAUUCAAAUGCCUGUGAUUUUCUUAGUAAAUGUUGGAUGUGGGGGAGCUUUAGUAAAUCACUGAAUGCACUUUUGGUUCUUUUGGUUUAAAUUUUUCUUUUUUUCUUUUUUUCACUCCCCUCUGUCUCUUUUUGGUAUUUUGACUGCGUUGGGCGAGGUGGAAUAACAGCAAUCAACGGUUGUUUACCACCUGGAAUGAACAAUACUCCACACUGUCAACGUGCCCCGCUCCCCUCGACCCCAGGAGCUCACCCCUAAUCCCAUUCACCGGGCUUCAGACAGUCAUGCUAAGCCUAUUUAAUUCUGGGUGUUGGGAGAGGGAUCACUGUUUCUUUAUUUAUUAAUUUCCUUUGAGGUCAUGAUUUCCUAAUGCACUGUUAAGGGUGUAUUGUCUUCCAUAACCCCCCCCCCCCUGGAUCC
Messenger RNA from Gadus morhua (Atlantic cod), 2778 nucleotides. It is a transcript of the gene pdik1l, whose product is annotated as PDLIM1 interacting kinase 1 like. Gene Ontology annotation, biological process: negative regulation of G2/MI transition of meiotic cell cycle; protein phosphorylation. The coding region runs from base 168 to 1193 and encodes 341 amino acids. The transcript is spliced from 3 exons. Gene Ontology annotation, cellular component: cytoplasm; nucleus. NCBI's taxonomy places the organism in Eukaryota, Metazoa, Chordata, Actinopteri, Gadiformes, Gadidae. The record is from RefSeq and is a predicted model, not a curated record. Gene Ontology annotation, molecular function: ATP binding; protein kinase activity.